UGACCUUCGAUAGCAUUAAAGGAGAGAUAAGUCGUAACGCAUGCGUACUGACAGUCACUUCACUCAAGACUUCUCCACAUUCACUGAUUUUUGUGUUGAAUAUACACUCAAAGCAAACACCACUUCAUAAGCAAUGGCUUUGAAUCAACUGAUCGCCAAACACCAGGCCUUGAGCCGAGCACUGCUGAUGAGAGGGAACUGCUUUCGUCCGGUGGUCAGUGGGAUGAACACAAGUGACUCCCAGUCCGUGGCCAGCAGUGAGCACCGUAUGCUAGCUCUGCCAGUAUUGCGAUCGUUGCACACGAGUGCAGUGCACCGGGACAUCGACAGCGCCGCCAAAUUCAUCGGCGCCGGUGCGGCCACUGUAGGAGUGGCGGGCAGUGGGGCCGGUAUUGGGUCGGUGUUCGGCUCUCUGAUCAUAGGCUACGCCCGGAACCCAUCCCUCAAACAGCAACUCUUCUCGUACGCCAUCCUCGGGUUCGCUCUCUCCGAAGCUAUGGGUCUCUUCUGCCUUAUGAUGGCUUUCCUCCUACUGUUCGCCUUCUAAUGAAUUCAUUACAUAUUAAUUAUGUUUUAAAUUUAGUGAAACUUUAAUUCAAAUGUCGACAAAACACAGACGACGAGUUAAUUAAUUGCAAUUUUGAUUAUAUUUGGUUUUAUUAUUAUAAUUAUUGGUAGGAAUUCACUGGAAAAUGAUUAGAAUUACAUCCAAAAUGUCAAUUGAUUCAAAUUAUAAUAAAAUUUAGUCUUUAAGUCUACA
Molecule: messenger RNA, 760 nt
Organism: Oppiella nova
Lineage: Eukaryota; Metazoa; Arthropoda; Arachnida; Sarcoptiformes; Oppiidae
Source: the annotation of a GenBank genome assembly